AUGAAUAGUACAAAUUCACAUUAUGUAGCAAUUUAUGUUGGAAGCAUGGUUCUAGUCGGUGGUAAUAUUGGAUCAUUACUCAACAUUAUACUAUUUUUUCAUUUUCGAUCAUUAAAAACUAAUUCAUGUUCAAUUUAUUUAUUAUUAGCUUCAUCAAUCUCGGAUUUAGUUCAACUUAAUAGUGUGCUUACUCUUCGAAUUCUAGCAGAUGGUUUUAAUUAUGAUUUAGUAUCUCGAUAUGUAUUUGUGUGUAAAGUUCGAAAUUAUAUUGCUCAGUUAACAUCAAUGUCAACGCAUACAUUCAUUAGUCUAGCCUCAAUUGAACGAUACUUAUUAACAUUAUCUGGUCCAGUUAGAAAAACAAAUACAUUUCUAUUCAUAACAAUAACAGUGAUAUUUUGGACAGUUAUAUCAGUCACUCAGCUGAUAUUUUCAGAAGUAUAUCGUGUUAAUGAUAGAAAACAAUGUGGACCAAGAAAUGGUCCAUAUUCUGUAUAUUUUAUUUUAUUUGGUAUUCUUAUCUUUACUUUGACACCACUCGGUCUCAUGUCAAUAUUUGGUUAUCUUACUUUACGACAUGUUCAAAAAAUUGCUAAAUAUACAAAAAAAUAUAUAACAAUAAAAAUUGGAAAACGAAUUGAAAAAGUGGAUGAACAUUUAACAAGAAUGUUAUUGAUGCAAAUUAUUUUGACUGUUUUAUCUACUAUUCCAUUUACUAUUGAUCACACGUAUUCAGUUCUAACUAUGAAUACCUUCAAAAGCAGAAAACGACUAAAAUUAGAAAAAUUAUUUUCGCUAUUAGCAAAACUUUUGUUUCAUAUUCAUAGUUGUGCCGAUUUCUAUGUCUAUUUAUUUACAUCAUCGAUGUUUCGAAAACAAUUUCAAAGACUAAUGAAAAGUUUACCCAUAAUUAAACAUUAUACAAUACAAAGACGAUUUAAAAGUAUUAAACAAAUUAAACAAUAUGCAUAG
Didymodactylos carnosus is the source of this 972-nucleotide messenger RNA. The record is from the annotation of a GenBank genome assembly. Lineage: Eukaryota; Metazoa; Rotifera; Eurotatoria; Philodinida; Philodinidae.